AUGCUCACGCAAUUUCCCUCAGGACAGUUUUGGCAAUUUGACUGGCGCACGCAAAAGAGGGGACAUACUCCAGCGUCAGCCUCAGCCUCAGAUAGUUCACUGAAUGAUGCGUUAUUGGCAGAUAUUGAUGCGGCAGAUGUUGACACUGUCAAAGCAGCAACAACGGCGAGGACAAAGGUGAAAUGCAUAGUUUUUCGUCUAACUGCAUGGGCAUCGAACGAAAUUCCGAUUCAGAAGCGAAAGCUCCGACUCGGAGGAUUGCCACCUAAGAUCUACCUUGCGAAGCAAGGGCUGUUGGCAAUUUGGUGUGGAACGAUUGGAAUAUUCACCUGUUGCUCCCACAUAAGCAAGCUGGUACUCACUGUUCCCAAGAAAAUAUACCUAACACAGGAGGCGCUUAACAAUCCGCUUGACUGGGAGAGCAUGCAAGUCCUGAAAAGCGCUGCCGCAAACUUCAGUUACAGCAUGAAAUGA
Molecule: messenger RNA, 474 nt
Organism: Suillus clintonianus
Lineage: Eukaryota; Fungi; Basidiomycota; Agaricomycetes; Boletales; Suillaceae
Exons: 4
Coding region: 1-474 (157 amino acids)
Source: RefSeq, a predicted model, not a curated record